AUUUAUAAUUCCCUGUUAAUUAAUUAUUACAUUUGAUAACAAAAAAUUUCUAAUCAAUCGUUCUACCGAUAAUGUAGAUUGUUUUUCUUGAGACUAUACAUAAACAUGGCACUUGCCGGACGAUAUUUGUUCAAUUUUAGUAAAAAAAUAGUAUUUUGUCAACCCUUUCGGCUAAUAUCAGUCACUCCAGUGAAUAAUCUUAAAGAAAUUAUUGAAAGGAAAGAAGGAAAAACUUUAAUUUUAGAAGCGAAAAUCGUUCAAGAUCCUAAAGAAGCUAGAUUGCUCAAACCAAAUGAAAAUGGAGCAUGCCCACUUUGUGCUGCUGGAAUAGAUGUUAAACAUACUGAUGUUUUAAUUCUUAGUCAGUUUUUAAGAUCUGAUGGAUGUAUGUUACCUCGAAGAGUUACUGGCUUAUGCUGGAUUCAGCAAAAAAGAGUUGAGACAAUGGUGAUAAUGGCGCAUAGAGCAGGUCUAUUGAAAUUCCCUCCUUUUGCUAGGAAAGAUCCUGCAAGAAGAUUAGGUUUUAACACAUGGUAUGAUGAAGACACUAUAGAGUGGAAAUAUAAAGCCGCUGAAUACAGACAUUAAUUUAUUGAAAAAAUAUCAUUUGAUAUACCAAUAAACGAUAAAAGCAUUUCUUAUUA
Messenger RNA from Chelonus insularis, 644 nucleotides. It is a transcript of the gene mRpS18A, whose product is annotated as mitochondrial ribosomal protein S18A. The record is from RefSeq and is a predicted model, not a curated record. Gene Ontology annotation, biological process: mitochondrial translation. Gene Ontology annotation, molecular function: structural constituent of ribosome; small ribosomal subunit rRNA binding. Lineage: Eukaryota; Metazoa; Arthropoda; Insecta; Hymenoptera; Braconidae. The coding region runs from base 106 to 588 and encodes 160 amino acids. Gene Ontology annotation, cellular component: ribosome; mitochondrial small ribosomal subunit. The transcript has 3 exons.